AGAAGCCUUAUUAGCAAAAACUAUCGGUCCUCAGUUAAAAAAUGUUCUUGAUGAAGUGGUAAAAAUGGUAAAUUUUAUUAAAAUGAGACCAUUAAAAACACGACUUUUUUCUUUAUUAUGUGAAGCAAUGGAAUCACAAUUUACUAAACUUAUUUUACAUACAGAAGUACGAUGGCUAUCUCGUGGUAAAGUUUUGUCCAGAGUACAUGAGUUAAAAAAUGAACUUAUCGUGUUUUUUACUCUUGAAAAUGUACCCGAAUUUUGUGAAUUAUUAACGAACGAAAAAUGGUUGGAAAAACUAUCAUACUUGGCAGACAUAUUUUCACACUUAAAUCAAAUAAAUUCAAGUAUGCAAGGACCAAAUGAAAAUAUAUUGGCAUCAUGUAGUAAGUUAUUUACUCUUAAAGAUAAAUUAAAAAUCUGGAAAAAACGUGUGCAAAAAAAUCAAUUUGAUAUGUCUCCUUCAUUAUCUGUAACAGAAGAAAGUUCCGAAGUUAUGACAUUUAUAAUGGAGCAUUUGACUGCCUUAGAAGAAAGUAUAGACGAGUAUUUUCCUAAUUUAGAUAUUUCCAAGUAUGAUUGGAUAAAUGAUCCAUUUGAUAAAAAUAUAUGUUUAACUGAAUUUAGCCUUGAAGAAGAAGAAGAGCUCGUUGAAAAUAUUCACGCUGAAAUUGGCAAAAAAGUUCUAAAAAUAUUACUGCAGUUUUCGACAUCAUAUUUAUGUGAACAAGGAUUUUCCACUCUUGUUAACAUAAAAUCAAAUAAACGAAUGAAAAUGGAGUUCAUUGAAGAAGAAAUGAGAGUAUGUCUUUCAACUAUUCGACCACAAAUAAAAGAUUUGUGUAAAAAAAAACAAGCCCAAGUGUCACAUUAG
Sipha flava (yellow sugarcane aphid) is the source of this 874-nucleotide messenger RNA. Its product is annotated as zinc finger BED domain-containing protein 5-like. The record is from RefSeq and is a predicted model, not a curated record. The annotation marks the transcript as partial. NCBI's taxonomy places the organism in Eukaryota, Metazoa, Arthropoda, Insecta, Hemiptera, Aphididae. The transcript is spliced from 2 exons.